CUCCUUUGUUUUGAAAUACACACCGGAAGUGGCUCGUGGUGUUCACGCUAGUCUGACAGCGGUACCGCGCGGUUGCCUGACCAGCCCCGGACUGAGCCGAACUCCAGUUCCUGUGAUGCCCCAGGACGGGCUGAGCUGCCUGGGGUCGAGAUGCCGUACGUGGACCGACAGAACCGUAUCUGUGGCUUCCUGGACGUGGAGGAGGAUGAGAACAGCGGCCGUUUCCUACGCCGCUACUUCAUCCUGGACACCCAGCAGGGCUGCUUGCUGUGGUACACGGACAACCCUCAGAACCUGCCUGCAGGUGCAGAGAAAAUGGGAAGUCUCAAACUCACCUACAUCUCUAAGGUCAGCGAUGCCACUAAACUCAGACCAAAGGCCGAGUUUUGUUUUGUGAUCAAUGUGGGCAUGAGGAAGUUCUACCUGCAGGCCAACGACCAGCAGGACUUGGUGGAGUGGAUCAAUGUCCUCAACAAAGCCACCAAGAUCACAGUGCCAAAACCUGGAGAAGGACACAUCAGCCAUGUGGAGAAUCCACAAGAAGUCCCCGGUGCCAUAAAACAAGUUUCUUACAAAACGGAGAUCAUUGGAGGAGUUCCCAUCAUCACAGCCACUCAGGAGCAGGGGGAGAACGGGUCGGAUCAGGGAAAGCGGGCUCCAAACCAGCUACCUUUCUUCCUGUCCCGGACGGUCCAGGACCGGGCCUUCAUCAAGGCGGGAUACUGUGUCAAACAGGGAGCUGUGAUGAAGAACUGGAAGAGGAGGUACUUUAUACUGGAUGAAAAAGCUGUGAAAUACUUCAAGUCUGACCUGGACCGAGAGGCCCUCAGAGUCAUCCCACUAAAGGAGAUCCACAAAAUCCAGGAAUGCAAGCACAGUGAACUGAUGAUGAGGGACAACCUGUUCGAGUUGGUGACCAGCUCCAGAACCUUCUACAUACAGGCUGACAGUCCAGAGGAAAUGCACAGCUGGAUCAAGGCCAUCUCUGGAGCCAUCGUUGCACAGCGUGGGCUGGGGCGCUCCACAAACACGAUGCGUCAGGCCAGGCGGCUAUCCAGCCCGUGUUUACAGCAGGACACGCCGUCCUGCAGCACGAGAGCAGGGACCCCCAAUGUUCCUCCACCUUCUACUGCCCCCUGCACCCGGACCCGGACUCCCCCUCAGCAGCGGCUCAGCCUUUCCCUGGAGACGCGCAAGCAGGAGAACUACCUCGGCCUCCGCCCUUGGAGGUUAGGCGCCGUCCAUCCCGUGCUGGUGCUCCCCCCGACACGCUCCCGUCUGUCCCUGCAGGAGGAGCUGCGGUCUUCCAAGUGACACAGGAGCACGAGUUUCUCCAGAGACGCUGCAGCAACGGCGAGGAGCAGGAGCCAGUCGGCUGCUUGACAGAAGAUCCAGACCUUCAAAUGUCUGCGCUGUAAGGAUGAGGAUCACAUCAGGUCACUCACUGGAUCUAGUCUGCUUCUGCUCCUGGUCGUCCUGCGUUAUGUUCACAUGCUCAGAUGCAGAAAGGAGCUCCUCUGAGAUGCAGCUUCAGUUUUCCACAGCAAACCCGUGUGAGUUGCAUCAACACAUUUCCUGCUCAAAGGAACCAGGUCAGAAGAAUGAUGGGACGUUUUGGGAGUGGCUGCACCUCCAGUUCACCAAGUGGUGGAAACCUGGAUUCAAAAUGAGCUGAGAGCAUGGAAGCUGCUCAGCAGAAACAGAAUUCUGCUUCAGUUUCUUUUGGAGACAACACCAGUCAUCUAUGAUGCCGGUCCGUUUGUGACGGCUAGGGCUGCCAUGAUUGGUCGACUAAUCGACGACUAAUCGACUGUUAAAAUCGUAUUUAAGCAACGUGCUAGCUAUUUUGACUAAUUUGGAAUCUACUGAGGUUUUUUGGGCUGAUUUUGGAGUUCAGCUCAUAUUUAAGCAACACACUAAAUAUUUUUUGCAAAAUUGGCAUGUAUUAUGGGUUUUUAAGCAACUUUAAUACAAAGUUUUAUGAAAUUUAGGUAAACUCUUUCAUAGUUCUUUAACAAAAUUUCCAGUCUUUGAGCAUUUUGCAAAUAGCUUUUGCAUUUUCAGCAAAUCCCUUCAUCAAUUAAAGUAAAUUGCGUCACCAUUUUCAGCAAACAGC
Messenger RNA from Oryzias melastigma (Indian medaka), 2116 nucleotides. It is a transcript of the gene plekha1b, whose product is annotated as pleckstrin homology domain containing, family A (phosphoinositide binding specific) member 1b. Gene Ontology annotation, molecular function: PDZ domain binding. The record is from RefSeq and is a predicted model, not a curated record. Lineage: Eukaryota; Metazoa; Chordata; Actinopteri; Beloniformes; Adrianichthyidae. Bases 151 to 1314 code for a protein of 387 amino acids. Gene Ontology annotation, cellular component: membrane; cytoplasm. The transcript has 13 exons.